Molecule: messenger RNA, 640 nt
Organism: Gossypium arboreum
Lineage: Eukaryota; Viridiplantae; Streptophyta; Magnoliopsida; Malvales; Malvaceae
Exons: 2
Coding region: 67-432 (121 amino acids)
Biological process (GO): nucleoside triphosphate catabolic process
Molecular function (GO): nucleoside triphosphate diphosphatase activity
Source: RefSeq, a predicted model, not a curated record
UAUCUAUCUACCUUGAAGAUCCUUUUAUGAAAAAAGCUGCUCUUAAUUAACUCUCAAGUCACAGUCAUGAGUGAGGUUGAGGAAGUUGAUGAAAGAGUGAGUCUUGAUCUUCUUAAGCACAAAAUGGCUAAGUUUGCCAAGGAAAGGGACUGGGAUCACUUUCACACCCCUAGAAAUCUCCUUUUGGCCCUGGUUGGUGAAGUGGGAGAAGUGUCGGAGAUAUUUCAAUGGAAAGGGGAGGUCCCAAAAGGAUUGCCUGAUUGGAAAGAAGAAGAAAAAAUACAUCUAGGCGAAGAGUUGUCCGAUGUUCUACUCUACCUAAUCAGGCUGGCUGAUAUUUGUGGCAUUGAUCUUGGGAAAGCUGCUCUGCGCAAACUCCAACUUAAUGCUAUCAAGUAUCCGGCUCCCAACAAAUACACCCAACACCCUUAAUAUAAUAAUAAUGUACUGAAAUGGGUGAAAAGUUUUUUACAUGACGACUCUCGGCGGAACUUCAUUCGAUGCUGGGUUGCAGCCUGCUACAUGUACUCUUGUUAAGCCCAUUGUAGUUUCUUAUUUUUGUUUGCGCCUUUCUUAGGCCCAUCCCUGUCUCGAAACUUUUACUUAAUGGAUUUGGCAUGUUGGAUAAGUUCUAUAAAAA